AUGAUUAAUUCGCGUGGCCGCGGGCUCGGGAGCGGCUCCGGUGCAACGGCCGCGGAGAGACCGCGGGGCGACCGGGCUGCGGGGGCGGCCGCACCUCUCCCGCCCCCCCCCCCCCCCCCCCCCCCCCCCCCCGGCCUGGGCUCGGCCCCGUGGCGGUGCUGCCGCCUCGACCCCGCCGGGCGUCCGGCCCCGGGCUCUGUCCCGGGCUCUGCUUCGGCCUCGGGGCUCCGCUCCGGUCGCAGCCGUGCGGCCGUCGGGAAGUCGGUAACCGGGAGCGGGGCAGCACCCGCGGGUUCCCGCGCCCCUGCGCUGCCGCCCCCGGCACCCCCGGGCAUCCCCCGGACAUCUUGGGCACCCCCGGCACCCCCCGAGCCCCGGGACCCCUCGGACUCCCGGAGCCCCCCCGGACCCGCACCCCUGCGCUGCUGCCCCGAGACCCCCGGGGACCCCCCCCCCGGGACCCCCCCGGGACCCGCCGGUACUUUGUGCCCCCCCCAGCCCCCCGGCGUGUCCCGAAGGCGCGGUGCCCCCAGCCCCGCUCCUCCCCGGGGCCGGACUACAGCUCCCGGCGGCCCCCGGGCGCCCGUCCCCGCCGCUUCCCGCCGCCUCCUUCCCGCCAUGGCGCGGUUCGAGCCGGCGGCGCUGCCCGAGCUGCUCCCGGUCUUCUACCGGCGGCUCUUCCCGCACGGCGCCUACGGCCGCUGGCUCGGCUACGGCGGCGUGGUGAAGAACUACUUCCAGCUGCGGGAGUUCUCCUUCACGCUGCGGGACGAUGUCUACCUGCGGUUCCAGUCCUUCGGCAGCCCCCAGGAGCUGGAGCGGGAGCUGCAGAGGAUCAACCCCUACAAAAUCGACAUCGGGGCCGUCUACUCCCACCGGCCCAACCAGCACAACACGGUGCACCCGGGGGCCUUCCAGCCGCAGGAGAAGGAGCUGGUCUUCGACAUCGACAUGACAGACUACGACGAUGUCCGGACGUGCUGCAGCUCGGCCGAGAUCUGCUCUAAGUGCUGGACCCUGAUGACCAUCGCCGUCCGCGUCAUCGACCGCGCGCUCGUGGAGGACCUGGGCGUGAGGCAUCGCCUGUGGGUGUACUCGGGCCGGAGGGGUGUCCACUGCUGGGUGUGCGACGACGCGGUGCGGAAGUGGUCCCCGGCACUGCGGGCGGCCGCCGUGGAGUACCUGACCCUGGUGAAGGGCGGAGCAGAGACCGUGAAGAAGGUGAACCUCUCCGAGUCCAUCCACCCCUUCAUCAGGCGAUCAGUCAGCAUGGUGGAGAAGUACUUCGAGGCAUACGCGCUGGUGGGGCAGGACAUCCUGGGCAGCCUGGAGAGGUGGGAGAAGGUGCUGGCCCUUGUCCCGGAGGAUAUCCGUGAGUCGCUGCGGAGCGACUUCCCCAAGAAGCGGGACUCGGUGCAGCGCUGGGAGCUGCUGAAGGGCAGGAUGGAGCGGACACGGCGGGUGACAGGGUCCACGAAGAGCACGCCGUGCCACGCAGACUGGGAGAUCAUGCUGCAGUACUGCUUCCCCCGCCUCGACAUCAACGUCAGCAAAGGCGUCGGGCAUCUGCUGAAGAGCCCCUUCAGCGUGCACCCCAAAACUGGUCGCAUUUCGGUGCCGCUGGAUCUGCAGAGGCUGGACCAGUUCGACCCAUUCGCUGUCCCCACCAUCAGCUCCCUGUGCCACGAGCUGGACACAGCUGGUGACGACGGGGAGCAGGAGGACGGCGGGGAGACAGAGCCGAAGCGCCGUGCACGGGACUACAAGAAGACGAGCCUGGCGCCCUACGUGCGGGUCUUCGAGCAGUUUGUGGAGGAGAUGGAGCGCGCCCGGAGGGGAGAGCGGCUCCGGAGGAGCGAUCUGCAGGGAGACUUCUGAGGCCUCGCUGCCGGGGGCCGCGGUGGCAGCCCCCGUCCUUGCCGCAGGGCCGCGAGGGACCGACGCUGCUGUCGCCAACGCUGCCGCUGUCACCCCCGCCGGCCGCGGGGGUCCUGGUGCCUUGGAGCGGGGAGCGGAUGGCUGGUGGCCGAACCGCCCCGGCCCCGAGCCCCGGCCCCGCGCGGGCCCUUCCGCCUUUUAUACAUGUUGUACUUUUUGUGUACCCUUUCCGCACAAAACCCAUUAAACGUCUCCGUCACCCGUC
This is a messenger RNA of Grus americana (Whooping crane), 2143 nucleotides long. RefSeq names its product DNA primase subunit 1 (gene PRIM1). Gene Ontology annotation, biological process: DNA replication, synthesis of primer. Lineage: Eukaryota; Metazoa; Chordata; Aves; Gruiformes; Gruidae. The coding region runs from base 1 to 1878 and encodes 625 amino acids. The record is from RefSeq and is a predicted model, not a curated record. The transcript is spliced from 13 exons. Gene Ontology annotation, cellular component: alpha DNA polymerase:primase complex.